UGGGGGAAGGGGAGAAGCAUGGAAAAAAAUCAUACAUCUGGCCAAAUUUGGCCCAUGGUUUGCCUAUCCCAGCUUUAGACAGAUUUCCAGGUAAGAGCAACUGGGCCAGGAGUGGACUGUAGGGCCUGGUUCAGUGAAAGCCUCUCUAUCCAUGGCUGCAAGUAUCUGAAUUUUCAAACACAUUUCACAUUUCAUUGUCAGCCGAGAUAAAUUAGAGGGAAAAGAUAUCUCAGGCAAAGAUAGACUUAUUUAAUAAUUAUGGUUAUUGAUUUAUUACAAAUUUAUAAAUUAAUUUACUAAUUUACAAAUAACCUUCUGAGCUCUUACAUGUGCAGGCACUGUGCUAGGCCUGUUACAAACUCUGGAGAACUGAGUUAUCCCCAUACACAGAUGCAGAUACUGAGGCCCUUUGGGGUUGGGUGGCAGCUCAGAUCCCACAGCUAGUGUGGCACAGGCAGGAAGAAAGCCCAGGGUCUUUUGAUGGUAGCUGAGCCGCACCCAGACACCCACCCGUGUCUGCCAGCACUCCGUAUUGGCUGGGAAACACUCCCUGAAUCCAAAGGUGCCAGUUUAAGUCAGUUACGAGCCAGUGGCCCUUAAGUGUCCCCACCUGUAAGAUGGGGGCGCACUGCCCCAGUGCUGCAGCCUCGCGACCCCCUGGAGGGCGGGGGACGGCACCUCAGGCGAGAGUCUUCCGGCUGCCCCGGGGAGGGAGGAAAUGAGCCGGCGGCGGGGGCGGGUUUUCGGCGGGGCCAACCCACGGUGGGGGCAGCGCGGCCAUGGCGCUCCUGCUGUCGGUGCUGCGUGUACUGCUGGGCGGCUUCUUCGCGCUGGCGGGGUUGGCCAAGCUCUCGGAGAUCUCGGCUCCAGUUUCGGAGCGGAUGAACACCCUGUUCGUGCAGUUUGCUGAGGUGUUCCCGCUGAAGGUAUUUGGCUACCAGCCAGAUCCCCUGAACUACCAAAUAGCUGUGGGCUUUCUGGAACUGCUGGCUGGGUUGCUGCUGGUCAUGGGCCCACCGCUGCUGCAAGAGAUCAGUAACUUAUUCUUGAUUCUGCUCAUGAUGGGGGCUAUCUUCACCUUGGCAGCUCUAAAAGAGUCACUAAGCACCUGUAUCCCGGCCAUCAUCUGCCUGGGGUUCCUGCUGCUGCUGAAUGUCGGCCAGCUCUUAGCCCAGACUAAGAAGGUGGUCAGACCCGCUAGGAAGAAGACUCUAAGUACAUUCAAGGAAUCCUGGAAGUAGAACAUCUCUGCCUCUUUAUGCCAUGCAGCUGUCACAGCAGGAACAUGGUAGAACACAGAGUCUUAUCAUCUUGUUAUCAGUAUAAUAUCCAGGGUCAGCCAGUGUUGAAAGAGACAUUUUGUCUACCUGGCCCUGCUUUCUCUUUUUAGCUUUACUACUCUUUUGUGAGGAGUACAUGUUAUGCAUAUUAACAUUCCUCAUAUCUUAUGAAAAUACAAAAUAAGCAGAAAAGAAAUUUAAAUCAACCAAAAUUCUGAUGCCCCAAAUAACCACUUUUAAUGCCUUGGUGUAAGUAUACCUCUGAACCUUUUUCUGUGCCUUUAAACAGAUACAUAUUUUUUUAAAUGAAAAAUCAUAUAUCCUAUUUUAUUCCUUCCUUUUAAAACCUUAUAAACUAUAACACUGUUUCAUG
Molecule: messenger RNA, 1653 nt
Organism: Symphalangus syndactylus (siamang)
Lineage: Eukaryota; Metazoa; Chordata; Mammalia; Primates; Hylobatidae
Gene: TMEM35B
Product: transmembrane protein 35B
Source: RefSeq, a predicted model, not a curated record